Messenger RNA from Anopheles maculipalpis, 1058 nucleotides. RefSeq names its product diphthine methyltransferase. NCBI's taxonomy places the organism in Eukaryota, Metazoa, Arthropoda, Insecta, Diptera, Culicidae. Gene Ontology annotation, molecular function: protein binding. Bases 3 to 1058 code for a protein of 351 amino acids. The transcript has 2 exons. The record is from RefSeq and is a predicted model, not a curated record.
CAAUGAGCAAACUGAACAUUCAUACGCUGGUUUCAUAUGACACCGAACAACCGGCCGAUUCCGUCGAAUGGUGUCCACAGGAAGGAUGGGAAAACUUGUUCGUUUGCGGCACCUAUCAAUUGGAACAUGACCAACAAUCCUCAUUGGCAAGCAGGAAAGGACGCAUACUGUUGUACCGUUUCGACGUGGAUUCUACCAACGAAUCCCUAAAGCUGCUGCAAACAAUCGACCGAUCGGCAGUGUUGGAUCAAAAAUGGAACCCAGCCCAAAGGAAUCAAUUAGCUGUAGCCGGAGCAGAUGGAAUGCUUGCAUUGUUCGCAAUGACUGAUAAAACCGGACAACCUCUGCUUGAACACCAAACAAGUGUCGCGCUGUGUGGCGAUGCAACCAUCGACCGAAAUCUGUUGACUUUGGCAUUGGAUUGGAGACACGACGGAAAGCGGAUCAUUGCAAGCGAUUCGCACGGUUGCGUGGAACUAUUCAGCACCGAGAAUGGACUACAAUCCAUACACAGCUGGAACGUGCACGGAUUCGAAGCGUGGACCUGUGCUUUUAGUCGGCAUAACGAAAAUGUCGUUUUUAGCGGAGGAGACGACUGUUUUCUGUGCCUGCACGACAUACGCUGCUCAGCCGAACCAAUUAUGAAAGGAAAGAAUAAAACUCAUUCAGCGGGCGUCACCUCGCUGCUUUCGUUUGCUGGACGGGAUCACGCACUACUCACCGGAAGCUAUGACGAAAAUGUGCGCCUGUUUGAUGAGCGUCAGCUAAAGUCCAAUGUUUCGGAACUUGCUCUAGAGGGUGGUGUCUGGCGGUUACGAUCGAAUCCGCACAGGGAGCCGAAUCAAAUCUUGUGCGGUUGUAUGUAUCACAACUUUAGUGUGGUCCAACUGCAGUCAGACGAUUCGUUCAAAUUGAUCGGUCAGUACGAGGAACAUGAAAGCAUCUGCUACGGGUGCGAUUGGCAACAGGUUGGAACAAACUAUCGCACUGGCAGAAGGAUAAUAGCGACGUGUUCUUUUUAUGACCAUAAACUGUGCGUAUCCGAGAUAAACGAAUAA